Molecule: messenger RNA, 1080 nt
Organism: Halteromyces radiatus
Lineage: Eukaryota; Fungi; Mucoromycota; Mucoromycetes; Mucorales; Cunninghamellaceae
Exons: 3
Coding region: 1-1002 (333 amino acids)
Biological process (GO): protein catabolic process in the vacuole; cellular response to glucose starvation
Source: RefSeq, a predicted model, not a curated record
AUGACGGCUUGUAUAUGUGUUGAUUAUUUAGCACAUGAUUGGGAUGUAAAUGAUAUUAUUCAAACAAAUCAUGAAAUCAAGAAACAAUUACUACAAAUUAAAAAGAAACAAUUUCAAGCUAAUAUCAAGGAUUUCAAAUCAAUACAAAUUGAACAUGAUCGUUGUAUUCGAUAUCAAAAUGCUUUAUGGAGGCAAAUGGCAAAAUUAUGUACAAGUCAACUAGGAAGGUCAAAUCCAAUGGUGAAUCCAUCCACAGUCAAUUGGCAGAAAGAAUCCGACAUCACAUGGUUAUAUGGACCUUUAUACUCUACGCAACCAUCGAUUGAACUUCCUCCUACUCCUCCACCUGAAGGUAUUAAAUCUGUAUUGAAGAAACCUGCAUCAUUACGUUUGGAUUAUGAUUAUCGUCCUUGGUCAAAAACUUGUUCUGAAUCUGGUGCUCCAUCAUCUGUCCGUUUCAACCCUGAUAUUGAAAGAUUGGAAUAUUUACCAGAAUCUCCUGUUAGGGAAACCAUGAGUGCUGCUUCGGAUUAUUGGUCUUUAUUAGAAGAAGAAGAAGAUGAUGAAGAUGAUAUUCUUUGGUCUAUGAUUUUACAUUUAGUUCAAUUUGUUACCAAGAAAUCUAUUUUAUGGGCAACUAGUUUUACACCAUCAACAUCAUUAUCACUAUCAUCAUCAUCAUCAUCAUCAUCAACAUCAUCAGUACAAUAUCCUCGGCAUUAUCAACGUCAUCAUCAACAACAACAACAACAACAACAACAACAACAACAACAACAACAACAACAACAAUAUCAAAGGCAUCAGCAUUAUCAUCAGCAUCCAUCCUCUUAUAACAAUACCAACCUCACUCAAGAUUCCCCUAUUCAUGUCUUAUUAUUAUUUUUUUCUAUGACCAAAUCAUUGACUUCCCUUAUCGCCACUUGGGUGAUGUAUCAAUCACUACUUCCUUUUACCUGGCUUAUCAAUCAUUCUCAAAAAAGCCAUCAUCAUACUACAUUUUGACAUUCCUCUUUAUUUAUUCCCCCCCCCUUCUUUUUUGUACAUAAUAAAAAAGCGCUCUUUUUUUUUUUUUUUUUUUUU